Messenger RNA from Fulvia fulva, 234 nucleotides. RefSeq names its product Ecp9-2. The coding region runs from base 1 to 234 and encodes 77 amino acids. The transcript is spliced from 2 exons. NCBI's taxonomy places the organism in Eukaryota, Fungi, Ascomycota, Dothideomycetes, Mycosphaerellales, Mycosphaerellaceae. The record is from RefSeq and is a predicted model, not a curated record.
AUGAAUCUCUAUCCCAUCCUCUUGGCUUGUAUGUCUACGGUCGUUAAAGGAUGGCGAUGGUGCGAUUACGGAGUUUCCGGUAACGGUGAUUGCGAGCUGAACGGUCACCAUACAUACUGUUGCGGGCCGCCAGGCCCCAACUUCCCUGUCUGGCGGGACACGAACGUCGAAACGGUAGGACCGAACGCGAUACCGGAGUGUCAUAACAACGGGUUAAGGUUCUGUGCGCCGUAA